This is a messenger RNA of Sardina pilchardus (European sardine), 6571 nucleotides long. RefSeq names its product FCH and mu domain containing endocytic adaptor 2 (gene fcho2). The record is from RefSeq and is a predicted model, not a curated record. Gene Ontology annotation, biological process: clathrin-dependent endocytosis; synaptic vesicle endocytosis; clathrin coat assembly. The transcript has 28 exons. NCBI's taxonomy places the organism in Eukaryota, Metazoa, Chordata, Actinopteri, Clupeiformes, Clupeidae. The coding region runs from base 176 to 2761 and encodes 861 amino acids. Gene Ontology annotation, cellular component: clathrin-coated vesicle; cytoplasm; plasma membrane.
GUGGAGCCAGGGGUUGAGAGGGAGGAAAAAAAUAAGUGAAGGGGGAAAAGAGAGAAAGCAGACACAACAGAAACUGGGGGAGACGGAGGACUAGCUGCGUCAGUCAUAUUUAUUUAAGAUCAUAUAGGCUUAAUAUCACCUGAAGUGCCGCGGUCUAGGAGGGGAAGACACCAAGAUGAUAACGCCCUAUUUCCUGGAACAUUUCUGGGGUGAAAAAAACAAUGGCUUCGACGUCCUGUACCACAACAUGAAAAAUGGCCAGAUCUCCAGCAAGGAGCUCACCGACUACAUCAGAGAAAGGUCCACCAUUGAAGAGACCUAUGGAAGAUCCAUGACCAAACUGGCUAAGUCUGCCAGCAACUUCUCUCAGCUAGGGACGUUCGCCCCUGUGUGGGAGGUGUUUAAGACCUCGACGGAGAAACUGGCCGGGUGUCACCUGGAGCUGGUGCGGAAACUUCAGGAAAUCAUGAAGGAAGUCCAGAAAUAUGUAGACGAGCAGGCCAAAGCACACAAGAAGACUAAGGAGGAGGUGGCGUCGACGCUGGAGGCGGUGCAGAACAUCCAGACGAUCUCGCAGGCCCUGCAGAAGGCCAAAGAGAACUACAACAGCAAAGUGCUGGACCAGGAGCGGCUACGCAAGGAGGGAGCCACCGCCCGGGACGUGGAGAAGGCUGGAGUGAAGGCCAAGAAGGCCACUGAGGCCUACAAGUCAUACGUGGACAAAUAUGCCACUGCCAAGACUGAGUUUGAACAGAGGAUGGCAGAGACUGCACAGAAAUUUCAGGGUAUUGAAGAGAGCCAUAUUCUACACAUGAAGGACAUUAUUCAGUCUUACUCCCGUUCUGUUGAAGAGACACACGUUCAGAUCGGAGAGGUGCAGAAAGAGUUUGUAAACAACAUCGAGAACACUUCAGUGGAGAGUCUCAUCAAGAAGCUGGCGGAGAGCAAAGGAACCGGCGGGGAAAGACCAGGUCCCAUUGAGUUUGAGGAGUGUAACGUAGCUGUUGCUACUGAGGGAAUCAAACCCAAGAAGAGAAAGGGCUUUGGGAUACCGAUACGAAAGAAAGACAAAGACACAGACUCCACAGAGUCCACGGAAGGUGAAACAAACACUGCCAAUGGUGCUCCCCCAGGAUACUACGGAGCCAUCGAUGUUCAGAACGCUAAUGCGCCCCAGGUGGAUGAGGAAGGCUUCUGUAUCCGCCCAGAGCAGAACGACAAUGAUGCCAAAGAAAACUCCUUCUACUCGUCCAGCGACUCGGAGGAUGAGGACGAGCCCAGGAAGUUCAAAGUGGAGAUCAAACCUGUGCAGCCCAACAACACCAACGAUCAGCACCGCGCCACUCUUGACCAGCUGAAGGCCUCCAUCAACAACAUCACUCUCUCACCGUCCACAUCGGUUCAGAUGAGGAGGAACCAGUCCAGGGUGCCGAGGGGGCCCAAACGCUCCUCACUCACGGGAGCGCCGGGUGAUGAACUCGGGAGACCCAGAGGGAAUUUCAACGAGAACAAACUGACCAACAACGACUUGCUGUCUCUGGACCCCUUUGGGCCCUCCGCAACAGCUGGCUCCGCCUCUUCGGCAUCAGCCGCCGCAGUGUCUCCUCCUAACAGACCCACCACUCCUCUGAAUGCGGGGGCGUUGGCUCCACCCCCUCCUCGCCCGUCAUCACGACCCAAACUACCAGCAGCCAAACUGGCCGGUAUCACAGAGAUGAGUCGGCCGUUCAGCCCUCCGAAGGUGGCCAACUCCAGCCCGCCCCCCACAGCACCCCUGGCGCGGGCAGAGAGCUCCUCGUCCCUCUCCUCCAACGCCUCAUUCAGUGCCUCCAACACUCCCACCGUGGAGGAUGACGUGUUCAUAGGGAAGCUGCCCACCUUUGAGAAGCGCUGUGAGACACCAGCAGGGACAUCUCGUGGCCCAAGUCCAGUGACACUGGCAUCCCAGGAUCCUUUGCCAAUCGCAGUGGCCUUCACAGAAUCUGUUAAUGCCUACUUCAAAGGGGCCGACCCCAGCAAGUGUAUUGUGAAGAUCACGGGUGACGUGACGCUGUCGUUCCCUAGUGGCAUCAUUAAGGUGUUCACAGGUGUGCCCUCACCUGCGGUACUCAGCUUCCGCCUCCGGAAUACCAGCCGACUGGAGCAGAUCCUCCCCAACCAGCAGCUACUGCACAGUGAUGCAUCCCAGAGCGACCCCGACACUAAGGACUUCUGGCUGAAUAUGCAGGCGCUCACUGCCUACCUGCGCAAGACGGCCGAACAGAACCCCUCAGCGUCCUACUACAAUGUGGACAUCCUCAAGUACCAGGUGAACGCUAACGGGAUCCAGUCGACCCCCCUGAACCUGGCGGUGUACUGGAAGUGCGCCGAGACCACCACGGACCUGCGCGUGGACUUCCGCUACAACCCCGAGGCCAUGGGGCACCCGGGCACGCUCGCCAACGUCCAGGUCCUGGUGCCCGUCGACGGAGGUGUCACCAACAUGCAGUCGCUGCCCGCGGCCAUCUGGAAUGCGGAACAGAAUAAGUCGCUAUGGAAACUGGGCGAUAUCUCGGAGAAGUCAGAGGAUGAAGGGUCAGGCUCUCUGAGGGCGAAGUUUGAGCUGUCGGACGGUCCGUCCACCCCGGCGACUCUGGCGGUGCAGUUCGUCAGUGAGGGCAGCACGCUGUCCGGCGCAGACCUGGAGCUUCUGGGGGCCGGAUACCGGCUCUCCCUCAACAAGAAGAGGUUUGCCACAGGGCGCUACAUGGCGGACUGCUGAGUGGACAUCAGAGGUGCACCCAAACAGACAGCCUCUCGAGGAGUUGUUUUUUUAUCUCUACUUUUUUUGUCCAUCGUCGUCAUCCUGUCUUUGUGGGAGGGGGGCAUUGGACCUUACACACCUCACCCCCCCCCCCACCCCACCCCACCCUCUUGAACACUUUUACCCUUCCCACCCCCCCGUUACCCCAACCCUCACUCUCCCAUAUGCCCCUCGUCUUGGGCACAGAGAAGGUUAGAGGCACUGAUCCCUGUGGAGGCUGUCUGCGGAAGAAGAAAGAGGAGGAUAAAGCAUUAAAAAAAAAAAAAAAAAAAAGAAAUAGAAUGUCAGGAAAUUUUAAUAAUUGAAAAACAAAAGAGAAAAAAAUCUUUAAUACUUUCUGUGAUCUACUCGGGCUUUCAUAAAGUCAAAAUGGUAGGGCUUGUUUUGAUAUGUAUAGUUAACAAAUAAGUGUAAUAAGGAUCAAUGUAAAUGUGCUGCGUAUCGUUGAAAAGAAAGCAAACAAACAAACAAACAAAAAAAAUACUGCACUAACAAUCCUUCCGGCCAUUUUGAUAGAAAAUUGUUUGUUUCUGUUUGUGUUUAUGAACGUUGUGUUAACCACAGGGCUUGGUGAGGUAAAUUUAUAAAACAGGACAGAAUUUAAAUCACGUUUCUUAAACAAACACCACUUUGUGCUCUUUCGAUACAUGUGUUUGCUACUCCCUGUCUUUAGAAAAGCCUCUUCCUGUUUUGUCUUUUGACCGUUUCCGAUGGCCACAGUCUUUCAUAGAAGACACCAGAGGUGCAUUGCCAUGGAAACUAAAGAGGGCUGGCGGCGCUUAGCCGCACCUAUCAGCAUCUAAUGAACUACAGAACUUUUUGUUUGUUUGUUUAUUUGUUUGUUUGUUGUUUGUUUUUCUUCUUAUCUCUCUUGUGUCGUCGUCAUCACCACCACCACCAUGUGCAAUGCAGGUAGAAGCUUUGGGCAGUGAACUGGGUUUCUCCUGUGAAGGGCUCUUACCCGAUAGCGACGGAUCAUGGGGCCACACAAGGCCCACGUCUGGUCCAGCUGUGGCCCAGCUCUGUACUUCCUAUCUGGGUCGUGUCAUUACGAGACCAAGCAAAAACAACCCGCAUCACUGACCCCAGUGCCUCUUUUCUACACCUACAGUACAAACACUUUUUGAUAAGAACCUCUUUCUACGCUACAAAACACCUUUUAUACAGCUAAGCACAGCAGAGAAACAAGCACAUUCAUUUUCUCUUUUUGUUUUCUUUUUUCCAUCCUGUCUCUCUGCCAUUUCUCCUCUGUGUGUCUCUCUGUCUUUACUUAUCAUGUGCCAGUGCCCGUUCGUAUUUUCUUGGAUGUUGAAGGGAAAAUGUUGACUCCUCUCUUUGUUCCUAAACAGUACAUAACGAAUAGUUCUCUAUUCUAUUCUUAUUCUUGAUUUAACCAGAACCCACAGGGGGCGCUGUCUUGUGUUUCCUGUGCUGGAGUUGUGCGUUAGGUGCUAGGGCCACUUAGGUUGGCUUCUGAUCGUUUCACCAUUCUCCGAGUCCCAAGUGCCAAGACACAGACUUGCUCUGUGAACGCCUGAGCUCACUCACCUGUAUUCACCUGCGCACACACCUGUGCACACCUGUCACAUCUCCCCAGCCUUAACUCACUGGGUCACUCUUGAGAUGGAAAGAUGAGAAAAUGAAGGAGAGAGAGAGAGAGAUAGAAAAGAGAGAAGGAGGAUGAUGAAGGGAAGCUCGAAAAAUACAACUCCAAUGCGAAGAGAGAAGCCUUGAUGUAAAGGCUUGUAUCAAUGGAUGGACGGAAACACACAUUUUACACAUAGCUGUGUACUGUAAACAGUUCAACACCCCAUAGCCUUUUUGUAGACAGAUAACAACAACAAGCUAAAGCACCAGCAUCCCUUAAGUCUUUUAUGUGGAGCAAUGAAGGUAUUCCACCAGAGACACUCAGCUGAGACUUCUUGGUCAGCUGUUUGGGAAAAAAGACCAACCUACCUUGUGGACUAUUUCAGAAGACUAGACAAAAAAAUAGCACCACUGAAAUCAGUGCCUUUUAUCUACAUCUAAAAAAAAAAAAAUAGUUUUCGUAACGUCUUGAAGUCCUCAGCUGAAAUCUGGGAGAAGCAUAUCGGCUGGUUAUCGUAAUAGCCUCUAGUCUUCUUUGGAAGACAACACUGCCUCCACACCUGGACUUGAGUCAAGUGACUUCCCUCAUGUGUUUGGGACAACUUGGUGAACAGAGUCACUGCAGACGACCUCCUGUAGUGCGAUAGGCACUAUCCCAUAGUUCCCGGCUGAUCUGUGACCCUGCGGUGGAUCUCCUCAGAGCUGUGAGCCAGUCUCAGUCCCAGGCCUGAUCUGUUUGCGGAGCCUGUUGAUAGUCUUGUCUGUUGUCUGGGGUCCGUCUGUGGUGUAGCAUUGGUGUUGUCUUGUUACCAGCAGAACCUGAAGUGGUCAACUCUGCCUUUACAGUAGCUCAGUCCUAAACUGGGGCGGCCAUCUUGCCUUAUCUUCAUGCGAGGACCUCCAUCCUAAGAGCUUCCCAGACCUUGUGCCACAACUGAAAUUGGGAGAAGCUUUGUGAAUUAUGUGAUUAGUACACACACACACACAUACACACACACACACACUCACUCAGUCACUCAUACAUUCAGUAUUUAUGUUCACGCACACACAUGCAUAGGAAAGUCAGCUUUUUUGAAGGUUUUCUAGCUUUUUGCCAUCGUUGAAUGUGGGUGGUUGGGCAAAGUGUAGCGUGAGGUGGCGGGUAGCCUACUUUGUACGGAUAAUCCAGCAAGCCUUUAUUCUUGAAAGGAGGUUAGAAUCUCCUCUUUUAACCGUUAAAUAAUCCCAAGGACCCCCUUUGCUUAGCCCGUGCUGUAGGGAAAAUGAAUUGAACUCACACCAUUAUUUUUGUUGUGGUAAAAAAUGAGUGAGAGGGAAGUCGACGAGAAGUUGAACUCACGCCACCGCUGUGCUGGUCCCAGGGAAUCGGCAACUGUGCCUGUGGUCCUGUUGGUCCCGUUUUAAUGGGAGCUUUUAAAGAUGUCCCUGACUGAUGGGUUUUUAAGUGUCUGUGUUGCAGUGCAGUCUAAGUGGAGGCAAUUCUGGCCCACACAAGGAUUUGAUGGCGGGAGGGUUUGUCUCAGUCAGUCAGCUGGUUUUGUGUGUGUGUGUGUGUGUGGGCGCUUGCGUGCUAGUAUGACACUGAGCUGAGACUGAUAUCAGCUGUGUGUGUGUGUGUGUGUGUGUGUGUGCGUACGGGUAUGACACUGAGCUGAGACUGAUAUCAGCUGUGUGUGUGUGUGUGUCAGAGAGAGUGUGUGCCUGCGGAUAGCUGAGAUGUGGGAUCUGUACAGGAUCAGGGUCAGGUGAUGUCCAGAUGGUGAUGUGUGUGUCGCACUCAAUCCCCACACACAACGGAAUAUAUGAGCAGCGUGGGUUUUCAGUCCCCACACACAACGGAAUAUAUGUACAGUGUGUGUUUAGCAAGCUGGUUCUUGCUGGCACACACACAUCCAGUGAAAACUCAAAGGCUUUUUUUUUCUCUCUUUUUGAUUUUUCUUUUCUUGUAAAUCACUCACUCUUUCACUGUUGCGGUAGUCUUCUCCCUCGUCUGGUUUUGUCUCCUGGUUUUUAUGUUUGUUGAAGAGCGAAAAGCGGAAAAAAAAGACAACCUGUAUAAAUGAUUUUUUUUUGUUUUCUUGUACAUUUUUACAAAUAUAUCUGCCACUUUUUGUCUUCACUUUGAUUUCAUUUUGUCUGUAAUAAAUGUGUAAUAUAUAAAUAUAUACAAAUAUAAAACUA